ACUCUUUCGUCCCGCAGCUAAUCACCAAGGAUCACCGCAUUUGUCGAUUUUUUCCUUCAUUUCACGUGACCCCUGGCAAUCGCCUGUUUACAAUUUGUCAGAGCCGUAUUAUUUUUUUCGGGAACACCAAAACCGCGUUACGCGCUUAGUGCUUAACUAAAUGAGUUUUUUGCCCACGCCGGACUUAUCGCUGCCUCAGAACCCCGGCCAAGUCUAAAGUCUCAAUCGGAAAAAGCAAUAAAAGUGAUUAACUAAAAUGUGGUUCUCGCGGGUUGAUUUGCGCGCGCGCUCGUCCAAAGAAGAGUUCGGUUCAUUUUUUUUUGGGAGCAUUAUUUCAUAACUCUCAAUGGUGUUUGGUGAUAAGCGUGCUGUGUUCUGUUUGUCCAGACGCGGUGGCCUCCGGAUCCGAAAUCCGGGGAUCGUCAGUCAGUUCCCGAGCGGCGCUCGAGCUGGAUUAACGCGAUUCUUAGGAGGUGGUUUCAAGUGGAUUUUUGAUUGAGCUUGGAGUUAUGUAAGAUUCUAGUGAUGAAGAAUGUUCAACGGUUUGCGGUGGCUUUGGUGCUGACCUUAAGCGGGUUGAGUUCGGUGGUUCUGGGAAAGUUCUGCUACGACAGUGAAAAAGUGCCAAAGUUAGUUCAGAAUAAAACCAAAGGAGUGGAAUACACCACGUGUAGUUACUACUGUAUGUUCGGAGAGCACAGUAUCCCCUUGGCGGUGACCGUUGAUAAGCUAACAUGUGCUUUGGAGUACGAAACCCGUCAGAAGCAGGUCUGCUGCGAGGGUUAUCACCGGUCCGGAAGUGACUGCUUGCCAACCUGCACCCGGAAGUGCGUUUUUGGAGAGUGCACAGCGCCGGAAGUUUGCACCUGCUACGAGGGAUACAGCAAAGUGAACGAAUAUCUUUGUGAGCCGGUUUGUGAGUCCGGGUGUGAAAAUGGCCGCUGUGUGGCACCGAACACGUGCGUCUGCGAGGAGGGAUUUGAGCGCAACGCGAACGGGAAGUGUGCCGAGGUGUGCGAUCGGGAGUGUCAGCUGGGGUGGUGCGAGGAGAACGAGUGCCGCUGUCACGAGGGUUAUGCGCCGGAAGAGGUCGCGGGAGGUGGUGAUAUGAGAUGUGUGGCGCAGUGUGAUGAGCCGUGCCAGAAUGGGCAGUGUGUGCAGCCGAAUGUGUGCCGGUGUGAGGCAGGCUACACCCUCUCCCCAUCAUCCCCCUUCGUCUGCGAACCCGUCUGCGCCGGAUCCUGCCACAGCUGCAUCGCCCCAAACACGUGCACCUGCGACGACGGCUUCCGGCUGACCACCCAAAACGAGUGCCUCCCCGUCUGCAGCGCCAACUGCACCAACGGCCGCUGCAUCGCUCCGGAGGUGUGCGAGUGCAACGCCGGGUUCACCUGGGUCGAUGAUGAGUGCGUUCCGGUUUGUGACGAUUGCGUCAACGGGGAGUGCGUUGCACCGGGGGUUUGCAUCUGCGACGAGUUGUACCGCUUGGUUGAGGGGCGCUGCGAACCGUACUGUCCCGAGGGUUGCGUGAAUGGGGUUUGUGAGGGUCCGGGGAUUUGUCGGUGUAACGAGGGGUAUAGAAGGGAUGAGGUUAGUGGGGUUUGCGAGGUUUUUUGUAGGAAACCCUGCGAGAAUGGGGUUUGCAGUGGGGCGGAUCGGUGCCGCUGUAACGAGGGGUACCAGCUGGACGGAAAGGAUGGGUUCAAGUGUGUUCCCAAGUGCGGGAAGCCGUGCAUCCAUGCGAAGUGUGUUGCGCCCGAUGUUUGCGAGUGUAAUAAAGGAUAUGUAAAGAUGGACAACAGUCGCAACAUCUGCGAGGCAAAGUGUACCAACGGCUGCUCGAACGGAGUUUGCGUUGGUCCGGAACGCUGCGAGUGCUUGCCAGGGUAUUUCGCGACAUCUAGUGCGAUCAACUCAAAGAAGUCGAUCUGUACGCCGUACUGCAAGAGCAAGUGCGUCAACGCGUACUGCAUCAAGCCGAACGUCUGUCAGUGCAUUACGGGAUACCGAUUUGCGGAGAAUAGCACAAGCGUUUGCGAGCCGAUCUGCGAUGACAGUUUGGUGGACUGUACUAACGGACGGUGUACCCAGCCGAACGUUUGCGAGUGUGACGAGGGAUUCGUGCUGGCGAUUCGCGAAGGGAAGAUGGUGUGUGAUCCGAAGCCUUGCGAUAGGCUUUGCGUGAACGGACUCUGCGUUGGGGAGGGAGUUUGUGAGUGUUUGGAAGGGUAUCGAUCUUCGGCGAAGUAUGACUACAUCUGCGAGCCGGUUUGCGAGCCGGGAUGUAACAACGGAGUGUGCAUUGCACCGAACAUGUGCGUCUGUAAGGAGGGAUUCGUAGCGAAGGAGGAUGGAUCCUGCGAAGCUGUGUGCAAUCCGGCGGUGGUGAACUGUACGAACGGGGUUUGUGUGGGUAGCGAUCAGUGUCAGUGCAAUAGCGGAUAUUACCCUCAGAUCGGAGUCGAAGGAGUUACGGAAUGUGUCCCAUUGUGUACGAGUAGUUGCUCCAACGGGCACUGUGUCGCUCCAGGUGUUUGCGAGUGCAACGACGGCUACCGUUUCAACGAUCUGGACAUCUGCGAAGCUAUCUGUGAUCCUCCUUGUGAGUUUGGUACUUGCGUUGAACCCGAUUACUGCGUGUGUAACGAGGGAUUCGUUCCGGAGAACGAGGACUUCUUCGAGCAGAAUCCCGUUUGCAUUCCUCUCUGUGAUCCACUGGUUGUAAACUGUAGCAACGGAGUCUGUGCUGGUAACAACUUCUGCCGCUGUCACGUAGGCUUCUACACAAGCUAUUCCAGCGAGGGCAUCAUGACCUGUCUGCCAGUUCCAGAACCAGUAACAGUGGAGUGCACAACCCCUUACGUAGAACUAGCCCCCUCUUGCGAGUGUGAUACCUCCUGUCCGGAAGUAGAAUGUCCAACGUUCGAACCUCCAACCUGUAACUUUACCUGUCCAACACCACCACCAUGUCCAACCCUAACCUGCCCAACAACUCCAACCCCUCCAACGACCACGAAAACCCCUCCCUGCGAAUGCCCCACCCAACCACCCUGUCCACAACAAACCUGCCCUCCACCAAUCGUUCCCGAGUGCAACCCAGCGUCAUCAGAGGAGCUUCCACUCCAAAUCGAAUGCGACCGCGACUACGUCAACUGCGCCCACGGAACCUGCCUCGGCAACAACGUCUGCGAGUGUGACGACGGCUACCAAAGGGCGAUCGGAGAUCGGGGCGUGAUCGUGUGCGAACCCGUCUGCGAUGUCCCGUGCACCGACGGAACCUGCGUAGCCCCAAACAUUUGCGAGUGCUUCGACGGGUACGCCGACGAUGGGUACGGGCGUUGUGAGCCCGUUUGUGACGAGCCCUGCGUGAACGCGGUUUGUGUCGCCCCGCACGUUUGUCGCUGCCUGGAGGGUUAUGAAGAAGAGUGGGAUGGAAUGUGCAGGAAGAUGUGCGUGCCGGACUGUAAGAACGGCGUUUGUCAGGACGGGGAGUGCGUUUGCGAGGAGGGUCAAGUGCUAACGGUGGAUAACGCUUGCGAAGAUCCGGUCGAAGUGGAGGAGAUCCAGACGGUCGUGGAAAGCAAGCCGCUGGAGAAGAUCCAAAGCCGAUUCUCCUUCGAGUGUGAGGACGGGUAUGAGUUCUCCGAAGAAGACGGUGACUGCAUCCCCAUCUGCGAAAACUGUGAGAAUGGAACGUGUGCCGGUCCCGGUCAUUGCGUUUGUCACGAAGGAUUCGUCCGGACGUACAUCGACGGAGCAGGUUCCUGCACCGCAACUGAACCAACGACGGAAGAGUCGACGCUAGCCGAGCUGCAAGCACCGCAAGCGGUGCUGGUGGAGCGAGAUGAAUCUCGACAGUCCGGCUUUUGGUCGAUGUUCAACGGUACGCACCUGUUGAUAGCGAUCGUGGCGGCUUCGACAGCGUUAGUCAUCAUGUUUGCAUCCUACUGGGUGUGUACGUACCUGAAAAGGGAGAGUCCGGUUCCCACCGAAACGGUCAUCGAUUAGGAGGAAGGAGUUUUGUUCACCCGAGUCAUUCCACCGAAGUAUUCAUCCACGCCAUAAUUCGUUAAAAUCUUCUUAGUAUUUAUUUGAUGGUUUCGUCGAAGCUUAUAAAAAAUAAAUAAAAAAAUAAAACAGUACGUCUUCGUUACAAAUUUGA
Messenger RNA from Culex pipiens pallens (northern house mosquito), 4162 nucleotides. RefSeq names its product fibrillin-1-like. NCBI's taxonomy places the organism in Eukaryota, Metazoa, Arthropoda, Insecta, Diptera, Culicidae. Bases 526 to 4008 code for a protein of 1160 amino acids. The record is from RefSeq and is a predicted model, not a curated record. The transcript is spliced from 8 exons.